UUGAUAGUAUUGGUUUUCUUUAUAAUUAUGUUUCAUUUGGUACAUUAAAAAAUAUUUCUCCUGGGCGUGGUGGCUUACGCUUGUAAUCCUAGCACUUUGGGAGACUGAGGUGGGUGGAUUACUUGAGGUCAGGAGUUCAAGACCAGCCUGAUCAACAUGGUGAAACCCUAUCUCUACUAAAAAUACAAAAAUUAGGUAGGGCAUGGUGGUGUGCGCCUGUAGUGCCAGCUACUAGGGAGGCUGAGGCAGGAGAAUCGUUUGAACCUGGGGGGUGGAGGUUGCAGUGAGUCGAGAUCGAACCAUUGCAUUCCAGCCUGGACAACACAGCAAAGCUCUGUCUCAAAAAAAAAAUCAUUUAUGUUUUAUUUUAUGCAUUCGUAAAUGUUGUGAGAAGUUUAUAGGCUUCACCAGAUCUCAGAGGAACCUAUGGCUCAAAAAAGGUUAAGGAUCCUUGCUGAACAAGUAUGGUCUUGUUAUUCCCAUUUUAUAGAUAAAAGAGCUAAGGCUUAGAGAAGUUGAGUAUCUUGGAUUUUACGUGAAAAAAAUUAAUCCAGCUUUUGCAUUCUACUCCCUAACAUGCCCUUGUUUUUUUGUUUGGUUUAGUUUUUAUAACAGAAGAAUGUUCCCCUUUGCAGUUAAAUGACUUGGCUUUAUUAUGGCAAAUCUUGGGGGUAAAACGGAGUUCAGAAAAGAGGUGCCAUACCUCCUGAGUGUGCCUCUGAGUAUGUCUUGCCACCCCAAGUGUGUGAUCAGAGAGAGAAGCAUGGCCUCAGCUCAGCUGAUUCCCAUACUGCCUGUGAGCAGCCAGUCCCCUGAGCAAACAAGAAGGCUGAGGUCUAGCACCGUGGGGUUGCCUGACUAUAAUCACAUAGCUCCAGCCAAUGGAGUUCUAGUUCGCGUUCUUCCCUGUUGCAACCUUGGUAUGGCUCAGAUGACCAGCAGACUUUGGUCCAAUUCCAACUCCCUCCAACUUAGCUGAGUGAUCUUGAGCACAUUGCUUAACAUCCGUGGGACUCAGUUUCCUCAUCUGUAGAGUAGACCAGACAGACUGUCUAUCUGCCUUUACAUGGUUGUUGGACAGUAAAAACGAGAUGUCCAUAAUGUGCUUGGCACAAAAGAGAGACAGUGAUUAUUAUGGGCCAAAUAUUACCAAGCUCUUGGGGACUGGGGGCUGAAGUGGGCAGAGACCUUCUUGCUACCUGAGAAGUAAGAUAGGACAUUUGCUAAGCUCCCUCUAAGAGCCAAGUGCGACCUGGUGGUCCAACCUCAGCCACAGUGGAGACCUCACUAGAUGGGCUGUGAAGGGUGGAGAAAAAGGGACAGAUUCCUUACCUCUCCUUGUCUCUCUGCCCCUUUCUUAGAAUCCCAGUAUGAGAAGUGGUGGCUUUAUUUCAUACACCUCUAUAUUUAAUAAGCAGGACCAUGACGAGGUUUGGUGACCUCAGGGCCCAAAUGGACUGUCUGCUGGCAUAAGUCAUGCUUGAGUCAUUUCCUAGGGAUGAGCACUGGGCAGGCUUCCAGGAGCUGAAUUUACCCUCUGAUUCUCUGCUCUCCUCUUCUCUUCCCCACCCCCAAGCUCCAUUUUAGAGUCUCCAGCUUCUUUGGCUUCAGGAGGCAUGGACCAAGAUAGAAAGUAAAAUAAUUAUUCAUUCACCAGGGCUCUCAUGCCCCUCCCUGAGCAAAGGCUCCGGCUCAGAUUGAAGGGAGACCCUGGAAGCCCAAGACACUGACCCAGGCCCCGAGGCUCCUGCUGAUACGUAUGUACACUGGGGACACAGCCUCAGUGACCUAAAUGCCCAGAGAAAAAAUGGAGGAAGGAGAAGCUGGGGCAACCAGGGCAGGCUCCAUAGAGGAGGUGGCAUGUGAGUUGGGUUUGUUUUUUGUUUCGUUUUGUUUUGCUUAUUUGAGAUUGGGUCUUGCUCUUGUCGCCCAGGCUGGAAUGCAGUGGUGUGAUCUUGACUCACUGCAACCUCUGCCUCCUGGGUUCAAGUGAUUCUUCUGCCUCAGCCUCCUGAGUAGCUGGGACUACAGGCAUAUGCCACUGUGCCUGGCUAAUUUUUGUAUUUUUUGUAGUAGAGAUGGUUUCGCCAUAUUGGCCAGGUUGGUCUCGAACUCCUGACCUCAGGUAAUUCACCCACCUCGGCCUCCCAAAGUGCUGGGAUUAUAGGCAUGAGCCACUGCACUUGGCCAGAAUUGGGUUUUGAGGAGUGAGUUGCAGCAUGUAUAUGAUAAAACUAAAAAACUUCAAAGAGUAAAGAAGGACAUAAAAUAGAAAGUAAAUAUGCUCUGGCCUCCCCCAUGCCCAACCAACUCCUUGUUCGUGUUCCUUCCAACUCCUACUAUUCUUGUGUGUCCUUCUAGCAAUAAUCUAUGGAUAUAUGAACUACCUAUCUAUGCAUCAUUAAAAAAAAGGUAAACAGGAUCACAUAAUGUUAACAUCCCCUUCCACCUAACAGCCCAUCUUGGCAGUCUUCUCAUAGCAGUGCAUGUGGGGAAGGGUGGCUUUUGACCGGUGGUUCGAAACACUGGUGGUCAUAGCAGGUGGCUGGAAAGAUAUUACCAAGAACUCAGAGAUGAGAAAACCCACAGGGUGUAUGGGGAGCUUUGACAGGAGUGAGGGAGGCUGUAUUGCCAAGCGAUUUUGAGCCUGGCCUUUGGAUGUGGAAGAUCUGGAGUCCAAUCCCAGUUUCAGCACUCUCUAGCUCUGUGACCCUGGACACAUUUCUUCACCUCUGAGUUUCAAUUUCCCCAUAUCUUAAAUGGAGCUAACAAUACCUCCCUUUGGGACUGUUAGGGACUUUUUGGUGAGAGCACUUACUACUCACAGAGGCACCUGGUAAAUAGCCUCCCCUGUUUUUGCUGCUGUUGUCAUGUGACAGGUGGGGCAGGGGGAGCUGAGCCCCAACAGGUGGGGCCAGGUGCAUGUUGGGUGUUUCGGGAGUGAUAUUUGGAGGGAAGAGGGCCAACCAAUUGAUCUGAAGCUCAAAAUAGCCUGGAAGUGCAAGAACAAUAGUAAAUAAAUGGGUUCCGGAUGCUUUUAAAUCUUGGCAUUUCCUGAUUUCAGCUCAUCUGGUCCAGACAGCUUCAUCAGCGUUUACUGCUGAGGCGGCGGCACACGCCUCCCUUGGCCAUGACCCAAAACUGCUUUCAAGAAAAUCAGAUCUAGAAACGUUUAGUUCUCUGGCGCGGGGCCUAUGGGUCAUGGAUAUAGGGUGUGGAUCAGGCAGUGUCAGGGUUUGUCCCAUGUGUAUGGAAAAUUAAGACCUAGGGGAUGCAUACAGAGCGGGACCUUGUAGGAUGAGUGGGUGAUAUGGGCACAAGGGAAUAGCCAGUCUCCUAAUCCCCUCUCCAAGUGUUUAUUGAGCACUUACUGUGUGCCAGGUGCCAGGGAUGCAGUAGUGAGCAUUAAUAAUAUACUCAUGCAAAUGAAUGUUUAAUAAUAAAUGUUAAAUUUCCCAGUGUGCUAAGCUCCAGAAGCCUCUGGACCUCUAGAAGGCCGUGAGAGGGUGCGGUAGGGCUCCUCAUAUGAUCUGCAAGCUCAAAAUAAAAGCUUCCUUGAGGAAGUAGAGUGAAGGAUGAAUAGGAGAUAAGUAGGCAAAGCCUCUGUGUGGGAAGCGUGUUCCAGGGAGAGGGGACAGCAUGCGAAGGGGCUCUGUCAGGGGACAGAUCCUGUCGAGUGCCAGGGGUGGAAAGCAGACAGCAGGGCUCAGAGCAGCAGGAGGGAGUGGGUGCUGGUAUGAAAUGAUGUGGGAAGGGGAGGCAGGAGACAGAGCAUGCAGGACCUUACAGGCCGCAGGAAGGCGUUCAGUCUUUACCUGGGAGGAGUCAGUGGGAGCCAGUGGGGUCAGGUCUGUGUCUUCAGAAGAUAGCUGUGGCUGCUCUGUGUCUGGCAGCCUUGUGGGGGCUGGAGUAGAGGCGGGAGGCUGUGGCUGUGGCUGCCAUGGAGGUGUGAGUUGGUGAUGUGAAUGGGGUCCAUCUCAGAUGAUGAAGGGUUAACCCAGUGACUGGGUGUCAGGAAGGUGCAGGGAGGCCCAGCAGCCCAGAGAGGCUGCAUCUGUAGUUGCUUAAGGACUCUCGUUUAGUCAUCUCACAGAUGGCCAUUGUCUUUUGAGUACUUACUUUGCACUGGACACUAUAUGAAGCCCUUCUCAUUAAUCCUCAUAAGAACCCUAAGUGGGUGGGUGUCCCCUAUUUCACUGAGGCCCAGAGAAGUGAAAUCAUUUGGCCAAGAUUCCACAGGUCAGCCCCACCCCACCCCCGACUCCCAGGCUCCUCUGGAUAAGUGUUCUCCAGUUCACUUUGACCCUUCUCAGGGCUUGGCCCGAGGCCCCAGCUUCUGUCUGGUUGCUCCAGCGACCCUCAGUGUAGUGUCUGCCCUGACCUCAGAGCUGGUCUGGAUAAGCCUUGUCCCACAUAGUCGGCAAGGACACAGCCAUGUGGCCCUCGCUUCUCCAUGCCUCCUGGCUUGCUGGCUGCUGGCAGCACUCACUUUGCCACGUGAGCUGAACCGGCCGCGUCUCUGGGCUUUGCAUGUUGCCUGCCUUGCGGGAUUCAGAUGGUCUCUGCUGCUUGUUUUUAUUUUUCUUCUUGACUUCCUCUCCUUCUUUCCCUCAGCUCCCACCCUGUCCCCAUCUGUUGCGGCCCCACGGGGGUCUAUUCCUCGCCUCCCAGAUGUGCAGCAGGACUUGGAAUGGAGGCAGAAGCCUCCUUCCUUCUGGCCUCUCGAGAAGGAAGGAAGCUAGCAGUUUGGACGGCUGUUACCUGCCGGGCUCUGGGCUAGGCUCUUGGCAUAUGUGACCUCGCAAAGCCCUCGUGACACUUCUGUGAGGCAUACACAGCUUCCUCUCUACAGAUGGGCAGCUGGGGCUGGGAGGACUCAGGUGUUGCACCCGUGGUCACAUGAUAAGGAUCUGACUCUUGAUUUAAACAUUUUUGCUUCCCAAACUUAAAUGUGACUGUGAAUCACCUGGGUACUUUGUUAAAACGCAGAUUCUGAUUCGGGGGUCUGGGAUGGGUGUGAAGGGCUGCCGUAUUUAUUUAAUAAGCUCAGGAGAGGCUGAUGCUGUUAGUUCAUGGUCCACACCGUGAGUAGCACAGGGAGGAGCCAGCAGAGCUCCCACUUGCCACUUAAGGGAUUCUCCCACUUGAGGAAUUCACCAGCUCUCAGUACUCACCACCUCCAUCCCCACCGUCUUUCCUCCUUUUUAGGAAUUGCUUAUGGGGCACCUGACACUUUCCCACCCUGCUCACGUGCUGACCCUGCCUGUCCCGGGGCCCUGGUUGAAUGGCUGUGCUCUCUGAGGUUGACCAGUGCUGGAAUAUGGGGAAAUGAGGCUCAGAGAAGCAGAGGGACUCCUCCAAAAUUCCAUGCACAGAGGAUUCAGGGUUGUGACUCCCCAUCCAGUGCUAUUUUAUUGCUUCCACUAGGACUCAGAGGUCUUGAGGUUCUAGUCCUGGUCCUCUCUUUGACUUGCUGUGUGACUUUAGGCAGCUCACUUUCCCUCUGAACCUCAGCUUUUCAGUUGAGAAAAUGGCUUCUCUGCCCUGUUGUGAGGAUCAAAUGGGAGAAUAGCAUACAGGAUUUUUAUGAGCCCCAAGACCCUCAAUCCUACUAGGCUGGGAGGAACCUAGUAGGGCAGGAAAAUGGGUUCAGGUGGUACUUACAUGUGGGUAUGGCAGGUGCUUCACUUGACAAAAAACCUCCUUGUUCUGUAAUUGAGAGAGCUUCUCACCUCCUGCCUGUUUGUUUCUCUUCGUCCUGGGUGGUAAUGGAGCAUCUGCUUGUCCCCCUUUCUGAGUUCAGGUGCCUGUUAUUCUGUCAUUAGCACACAGUGAGGAGGCCCAGGGUGGGGAGCCUGCUGCAGUACCACCCCUACCCCAGGACACAUCCCUGUUACUUGAGAAGGGAGAGUGGAGACGUACGAUUCAGUUGACACAGAUUCACUGUACUCGCCCAGUUCUUCACUCUGGAACGCACUGCUGCGUAAGGCAGGCUCAGCUGUGGCUAGAAGGCCAGCUAGGGCCUUGGAUCUGCAGGACCUGAGCGAGUGGGGGUCUGCUCAGCAGGCCUCCUUGGUUUCCCUUGGCCUCUGGCCCUCACUUACCACAUGACCAAGGAGAGCCUGCUGGGGCCAAAGAGAACCUCUUUCCCACCAGCUUGAUCUGGGAGCCUGUGCGUCUGCGUUUCUCAUCAUCUGACCCACUGGAAAAGGAAAGGCAGGAGUUUCCAUAAGGGAAUAAAUGGAUGCGGAAGGAAACCACCCCUCAACUCCCAGUAAAGGUGGGGUGAGUGUGAGAGAGACUGCAGGCUGCACAAUAGUCUGAGGCAGAGAUGCCAAAACUGCCCUCCACCCCACUCCUUCCCAUCCUGCAAAGGGUUAGUAAACACCUACUCAGUGCUUGGCACCUUUCCAGAUGCAGGGAUUCAGCAAAGGACAAGGUCAGGUGCUCACACAGUUUAUAUUCUAGAGAGGAGACAGGUGGUCCCUGGGUCCAUGCUAUGCUUAAAACACAGUGAUGUGACCAGGUGUGGUGGCUCAUGCCUGUAGUCCCAGCACUUUGGGAGGCUGAGGCAGGUAGAUCACUUGAGAUCAGGAGCUUGAAACCAGCCUGCACAACAUGGUGAAACCCCAUCUCAACAAAAAAUACAAAAAUUAGCCAGGUGGUAGAGUGUGCCUGUAGUCCCAGCUACUUGGGAGGCUGAGGCAAGAGAAUCUCUUGAACCCAGGAGGCAGAGGUUGCAGUGAGCCGAGCUUACACCACUGCACUCCAGCAUGGGUGGCAGAAUGAGACUGUCUCAAAAAAACAAAAACAAAAAACCACAGUGAUGUAAUCCCUGUGAGCAGAUGGAGUGGGGUGUGGGGGAAGGCCUCUCUCACUGAGACUGAAUGGUGGGAAGGUGCUCGCUCCCAGGACCUGGGGAGGUAUCCCAGGUGAACAACCCCAGCCAGAGGGUUGUGUUUCAGGGGAAGAAAGAAGGACACCAUGCCUACUAUAAGGGGAGAGUGGAGAGUCCAGGAGGUAGGGAAGAAGCAGGCAGGCUGCAGCUGCACUCGGUUCCUGAGGACUCUGGGGUUUUUGUCAAGGGCAGUGAGAAGUUGGGAGGGUUUUCAGCAGGAGAGCGAGUAACAAACCCUGGUGUUCUGUCUCCAGCUUGCUGGGCCUGGUGGGCAAGCCCUGACCCUCUUGAUGGGAGCCUGUGCUUCCUCUGUGAUGUUGCCCAGGCUUCCUGAACCCAGGAAGACUUUCAGAGGUACUAACAGGGGUGGAUAACUUGCCCCUCCCCAUUCUUUCAAAGUCAAAUAGAUAAAAUAGGGAAUCCCCACUUUGCUGGACUCUCACAGGCUGCUCAGACACCUGAGUGGUAAAUACCAUGUACUUGGGGAGUGGUUUCUUAGUUUGGGGUUUGGGUUACAUUAACCUCAUAGAGUCCUUAAAUAGCCCACAAAGUAGUAUAUAUGGAAAAUAGGUAUGUGUAUAUGAGAGUAUGCAAAUAUAGAAUUCAUAUGCGAGAUACAUCACCCUAUUUCUAAUGUGUAAGAAGGAAGUAGAAAUGUGACUUUUUAUCUGUUUUAUCUUUUCUUUUUUUUUAAAGACAGAGUCUUGCUCUGUUGCCCAGGCUGGAGUGCAGUGGUGUGUUCUCAGCUCACUGUAACCUCUGCCACCUGGGUUCAAGCGAUUGUCCUGCCUCAGCCUCCUAAGUCGCUGGGAUUACAGGCGUGCACCACCAUACUUGGCUAAUUUUUGUGUUUUUAGUAGAGAUGGGGUUUUGCCAUGUUGGCCAGGCUGGUCUUGAACUCCUGACCUCAGGUGAUCUGGCCCCCUUGGUGCUGGGAUUAUAGGUGUGAAUCACUGUGCCUGGCCUAUUUAUCUUUUUGGCCAAGGACAUAAUGUUGAAUUCACUCUAGUUACAUAGGAAUAUGAGGGGUUGCCACUGUAUGGCUUUUGGUUAAUAAAUAUGGAAAACCUAAUUAACUCCUUCAUAAUCCCUCCCAUUUCAAAGCCCAGGGCCAUGGUAGAGCUGUGGGGGUUCCCCAGGGAGCCCAGCGUGGGAACCACAGGACCAGAUGGGCUGUGAGGCCCCUCCAGCUCCCACGCCGUGCAGCAGCAGGGACAGCUGUGGGCCGAGCACUGCUGAGUCAUCUCUCCCUCGGCCUGGUCAUGUGUUGGCUGACAAGCCCAGGCUGGUGUGGAGUCCUGGCCUGGGUUAUUGGGGAACUGACUUCAGCUCUGGCCUACCAAGCCUACUGGGAAGGGGGAAUUGCCAGCUAUCCACUGCCUGUCCACCCACCUGAGGGUCCCCUGUCUGUAUAAACCCCAGGAGCCUGCCACCUUAGGGCUGCAUAUCCUGGGUGUGGGAGUGCUCCCUGGGCGCUCUGGCUUGACAGCAAGGCUGCAGUCAGCCCCAGGCAGCACUGGGCUGAAGGUGUGCACUGGCACCUUGCUGUCCUGUUGAGUGACAUUUCCUUAAAUGCCAUGAAGGGGCUGCCUGACCUUCACUUUCUUGCCAGGACCCCCUUUCAGCCUCUUUCUGGGUUAUUUAUAACAGUGUUUACAGGAAAAAGGGCUUCUCAGCUGAGCCCUGGCCCUGCUCCCUUGGUCUCUCCUGCCAGCCGGGCCAGGAGAUGCAGAAAUAGAACCUCAGAACGUGGACACUGUAGGAUCCCAGAGAACACCUCCAGAUGGAGUGUGUGGGGCACUUUGUUCUUUUGGUCUCUGGGACUUUUUUUUUUUUGAGACGCAGUUUCGCUCUUGUUGCCCAGGCUCGAGUGUGAUGGCGCGAUCUUGGCUCGCUGCAACCUCCACCUCCCCAGUUCAAGUGAUUCUCCUGCCUCAGCCUCCCAAGUAGCUGGGAUUACAGGUGCCUACCACCAUGCCCAGCUAAUUUUUGUAUUUUUAGUAGAGACGGGGUUUCACCAUAUUGGGCAGGCUGGUCUUGAACUCCUGUCCUCAGCUGAUCCGCCCACCUCAGCCUCCCAAUGUGCUGAGUUUACAGCCAUGAGCCACCUCGCCCGGCCAACUUUUAAAAAAAAAUGUGUUACAUGGUACCUAACAUAAAAUUUACCUUUUAUUUUAUUUUAUUUUUUUGUGACAGGGUCUUACUCUGUCAUCCAGGCUGGAGUAGUGCAGUGGCUCAAUCACAGCUCACUGCAGCCUCAACCUCCUGGGCUCGGGUGACCUCCCACCUCAGACUCCAGAGUAGUUGGGAGGACAGGCACACACUACCAUGCCUAAUUUUUUUUGUAUUUUUUUAAUAGAGACAGGGUUUUGCCAUGUUGCACAGACUAAGGUUUACCAUUUAUAAAUGUACAAAACAGUGGCAUUAAGUACAUUCACAGUGCCAUAAAACUAUCAUCAGCCCAGAAUUUUUCUAUCCUCCCAAAGCCAGGUACUUUGUCAUCCUCCUGACACAGGAGGGUGGCUGACAUGUCCCUAGGCACAUCCGGAUUUUGAGGAAAUCCCACACAAUAUGGGAAGGAAAGGAAGCACCUGCCAGCUCAUGAGCAGGGUGUCAGUGGUCGUCCCUUCAGCUGUGCGACAUGAACUAGAAGUCACCCUUUGCUUUCCGUCCGACUCAGGACUGGGGUCAGAAUUCCAGUGAGUGGACCGCCAGAGGACAUCCUGAUUGCAGGAAGAACCAGGAAUCCGCUCCAGUCGCUUUUUUUUUAUUAAGCAAAGUUGAUGCAUUUCACGAACUUCACUCCUUUCAUUAGAGAUAGGGCAAGUGUUUUGUAUACCACCCCCUACCCUGGCAGGUCAUUUACCAUCUUGGAGAAAGAACUUAAUAAGAGUUCCUGGAAAGUUUUUUUUUUUUUUUUUUUUUUUUUUGAGAUGUAGUUUCACUCUUGUUGUCCAGGAUGGAGUGCAAUAGUGUGAUCUUGGCUCAUCGCAACGUCUGUCUCCCAAGUUCAAGCAUUUCUCCUGCUUCAGCUUCCCAAGUAGCUAGGAUUACAGGCAUGCACCACCACGCCCGGCUGAUUUUUGUAUUUUUAGUAGAGACGGGGUUUCUCCAUAUUGGGCAGGCUGGUCUUGAACUCCCGACCUCAGGUGAUCCGCCCGCCUCGGCCUCCCAAAAUACUGGGAAUAUAGGUGUGAGCCACCACACCCAGCCAGAAAGUUUCUUACAAGCACUUUACAGUUCUCCUAAACCCCCAUCCAAAAUACCUCACAAGGGCUGGAACAAUUCCACAGCAACUAGGAGUUCAUGGGCCCUACCUACUUCAGAGAUGUUGAAACUGAGGCCCCACUAAAUGGCAUGAACUGAGACAUGGUCCCAUUUUAGUCACCUGCAUGAACAGCAACUUUCCCCAUUUAAUGCCACGCAGGUGUGGGCUAAGGUGAGGCAAAGGAGGCACUUGACUCUGGCACAGAAUUUAAGGAGAUGCCAACAAACUCAGUCAUCAAGAUCAAUCCUAUUUAUAUUCGUGUUUAAAAAUAAUUGAUGUGAAAAUAUCCAUGCCGAACAAAAUAUCCAAUUUUAAAACAAAACCAGCAAGAGUGACAGGGUCAUGCGUAACCCUGCAGGAACCUGAGGUAAGAGCAAAACCAUCGGCACUACCGACUUCACCUUUACUGAGAAUUUUGGUAUUUUGUUAAUCUUGGGUAGAUAUUUUGCAUUCAUUUGUAAAUUGCAUUAAAAUAUGAUCUACCUUGAUGACAGUAUUUUGGUGUCUAAGGCACCCUAAUUCCAGCCCUGGCUCUGCCUUCUAAAAUCUGUGUAACUGGUGUUAACAGCUGACCUCUGCCUUCAGGUCCCUAGGCCCUGGGGUCCUCGGAUGCCAGGCAGGAACUUUCACUCCUGAGAGUCAAGAGAGCAGCUGAGGGUGGCAUUUGAUCCCUGCAGUCUAUUUUUGUGCCUGCUCUUCAGCAACUGAUAAAAUGUUGCUCUCGGUAGAGCUGAUGUGUUGAAAUGGUGAGUGUUGAUGUCAGGUGGUUUGUAUGAUCAUGUAUCUUCAUUCUUGACCUCACAGAGGGGCCUGGAACCAGGAAAGAAAUGGAGCUCUCAGCGGUUUUGCCCCCACAGACUUUGACAGAACCUGAAAUUGUUAUCUGGUGACUGAGGCUGCCAGGAAAUUUGGUCUUGUCUCUGGGUUGUGUGGAAAAGUGCACCUGUUGCGCUCUCUUGUUUUUGUGCACGGCCCUAUACCCUUUACAAGACACCCAUUUUGUUUCUUGAACACCCUUUAUUGAGCACCUACCAUGGGCCAGGCAUUAUGCCGGGCAUUUGGGAUACAGUGAGCAACAAGAUGGGCACAGACACAGCCCCUGCUCACGUGGAGCUACCGGUUGCGGGAGACAGCAGUAAACAAGUAGAUAAAUUAAUAAUGUGGGUAGUUCUGGAGAUGGAUGGUGGUGAUGGCUGCAAAGCAAUGUGGGUGUACUUAAUGCCACUGAACUGCACACUUACAAAUGUUUAAAAUGGGCCAGGCAUGGCGGCUCAUGCGUGUCAUCCCAGCACUUUGGGAGACCAAAGCGGGAGGUUUGCUUAAGCCCAAGAGUUUAAGACUAGCCUGGACAACAUAGAAGGACCCCCAUCUCUACCAUAAAUAAAUCAGUAAGCAAGCUGGGAAUGGUGGUGUGGACCUGUGGUCCUAGCUACUACUCAGGAGGCUGAGGUGGAAGGACUGCUUGAGCCUGGGAAGUCAAGGCUGCAAUGAGCCAUGAUCAUGUUACUGCACUCCAGCCUGGGUGACAGAGUGAGAUCCUGUAUGAAAAAAAAGCAAUUGAUAAAUGUUAUGUUAUUUAUAUUUACUGCAAUUUAAGAUAAAGGGGACAGGGGAAUAGCAAAGAAUGGUUAAUGCUAAUUGAGGGACUUCCAGCAGGGUGCUGGGUAGACCAGAGAUGGGAUGCAGUGGUCAGCGAGGCCCAUCUCGGGAUGGGCGUUUAACCUGGGAUGAGUAUAGAAAGAAGGAAGCCGCUAUGGGAGACGUAGUGGAGAGAAGGCGUUCCAGGCUGAGGAAGCCUCCAGCGCAGUGGCCUUGGGGUGGAAACUCGAGCUACACAACUGUUCCGGGAGGGAGGCUGGUCUCGAGAUACGCGCAGAGGGCAAGCAACUCAGUGUAACUAGCGCAUUAUGAGCCAGGGCCAACUCUGCCUCAGCAAAGCCUAACAACAUGUACCUGUACCUCAUUUUGCAGUUUAGCAAGUGCUUUCCUGCCACUCUCCUUUGAAUUCAAGAGGCCCUUGAGUUCAAGUGCAUAAAAUUGACUGCGAGUGCAGCCAGACACAAUGCGUAUAUCACCCUGCACUAAAACACCUUGCGCAGAAUAUGCUUCAACCUUUUUGUUUACAAACAAAAUAAAAUGCUGCCUUCCUAGGCCCGGGGCAGGCUUGUACCUGCUGAUUGGCCACCCUCCUGAGAGGUGCCAGGAUCCAUGCUGCCAAAGAUGGGGUGGGGGGCCUAGCCGACCUCAGCGCUGGAGGAGGGGAAUCUGGACUCUGCAUAGCCACAUGCCAGGCCAUCCAGGAGCCACCCCACCGCAGGUAAUCUUACCCCAGCACAGCAAUGAGACACUUUGCAGAUCUUCAGCAGAUAAGGGGCUGCUUACAGGCAACAGAAGUGGGAAAGGAGAUAACUGCAAGGUAACACCUGCCCAGGAGACUGCCUAUUCUUUCUUUCCCUUGCCAUUUAAAGAGAGAUGGACCUAACGCAGAACUUUCAGUGGCUGCGCCACAGAUGUUGAGGAAGUGGCCUGUCAUUCUGGAAACUGGUCUGGACGAGUCACACGGGAGAUCUCACCUUGUGUUCUGGCCCUGUCAGGAGCUGGCUGUGUGGAUCUUGGGUGACUCCCUGUUCCUUCUUUCUUAGCCUCAAUGCCCUCACCUGCAAGAUGAGAGAUUUGUCUCUAAAAAUGUUACUCCAGACCCUUCUGGUGCAUAAAACCCUGGUUCCGUGUUACGGUAGUCCAUCAUAAGGCUUAAUUUCCUGCGCCGUGGAGGCCAGAGUCUGUGUACAGUCAUCACCUUCUUAUCUGAUGAGAGUGGGAACUGCAGCCAGGAGGUACAAGGAGGCUGAAGAGGGGAAUUCCUAGGAAGAAGUCAGAUAAAGCCCAGAAUUGUAAAAGACAUGCCUACAUUGUCUUUUAGUGAAGCCAUAUGACAUGUGCAUUCAUUUUUGCCAGUCUUUUGCUAUAGGACUGUUUGUGGUGCCAGCAUUGAAACUCCAAGUCAUCUUUCCUGCGUAGAUGACACCCACAGUGCUAGUUUUCAGUUUCAGGAUGCAUUCAGUUGGAUCAAGAACUUUGACUCUUGUCAAGCUGAGUGCUGAAUCUUUGAUUCUUGCAAAUUUCUCCUAAUCUUUUUUUUUUUUUUGAGACAGAGUCUCACCCUGUCGCCAGGCUGGAGUGCAGUGGUGCAAUCUAGGCUCACUGCAAACUCUGCAUCCUGGGUCCAAGUGAGUAGCCUGCCUCAGUCUCUUGAGUAGCUGGGACUACAGAUGUGCACCACCAUGCCCAGCUAAUUUAUUUUUUUUUAAUAUUUUUGGUAGAGACAGGGUUUCACCAUGUUGGCCAGGAUGGUCUCGAUCUCCUGACCUCAUGAUCCGCCCGCCUUCACCUCUCAAAGUCCUAGGAUUGCAGGCAUGAGCCACCGUGCCCAGCCCCUAAUCUUUUACCAUGAUCUCACUCACAUGAAGUUUGAUGGCAAUGUUGUCUUUUUAGCAACUCAACUUUAUUAAAUCUUUCCACAGCCUUUAACUUAGUUUUCAUUGAAAUCUCUUUUUUUGUACUCAUAUUUUCUGUUUAUGGACCAGUUAAUGAAAUUUUGUAAUUACAAUAUCCAGUGGGUUUGGGAAGAAACAAGUGAAUCUUAGUAAAUAAAUAACUCAGCUGAUGGGAGCAGACCAGCUGAGGCUCUGGGGCGCCUUGGGCAUUAGUAAAGGGUGUUAUUACAGGAGAAGGUGGGGAGUGUUGGUUAACCUGGUUGUUUGGUGGGUUGGUUAGGAGAGCCCCUUUUAUAUGGCCUGGAUUGGAUUAGCUUUGGCUGCAGGUAGCAGAAAACUCCCCCCAUAUGACAAGAAGUUUGAUGAGCUCUGAGUUGAGUCCUCACUCAGAUCCUGAGAUAGGUGUCCCAGGGCAGUGUCAGGGACCACAGCUUUCUCCAUCGUGUUGCCCUGCCUACCAGGCAGAGCUGCCUUCCCAGGUCCCUGGAAACUGGGCCUCCUGGUUGGCUGGGUGCCCAGCUUUGGAGCUCAGUUCUGAGCACUGGACCCCCAUCUUGUUCUCUGGGCUGGAAGAUCCACUCUCACCAGAACUGGUGACCUUCUCUCAGGUCGCUUUACGCCAAGCCCUGACUAGGCACCUGCUUGGGUAAGGCUUGAAGCCCAGUUGUAAAAAGCUGAGUAUCACCAAGGUUGAGUUCUGCAAGCCUGAAGCCAGAUGCUUCUGCGCAGAAAGAACCUUGGAUGCCGGGUUGAGAUCUUUAGGCCUUAAAUGUUUUGGUGGGAGGCCCUUCCAAUGGUCUAGUUUAUCUCUGAGUUUAGGAUGUUCUGUUCUUCUAAGCUGGGCUCAGAGCCCCUCUGUUUUGUCCCCUUAUUUUGUCUGGAGUGUAACUUUGUGUUUAUGGCUUUGAGUCUUAUUUCAGCUGAUGCUGUAUUUCUGUGGGGACUAAGAUAAACUACUCUCCCCAUUGUUCUCCUGGAAGCUUCUUUAGGAGAUUUGUAUUAAUUUGGAAGACAUGGGAAGAUUGUUUUUUUUUUUCAUAAUAUAAGAGUGUUGAAUUAGUUAUCACUUUUUCAUUGAUGGGUGGUAGAAACUCCAACUGGCAUGUAAUCUAGAGAGGGAAUAUAUUUGCUCACGUAACUGUGGAGCACAGGGAAUGCCUGCCUUCAGGCACAGCUGAAUCCAAGUGUUUCCGUUUUUCAUUGGGAAUCUAUCUCUGUCAGUUUCUUGGCUCUGCCCUCCCUGCUCUGGCUUUUUUCUCAGGCAGGCCCUUUGCAGGUAAUGGCCAAGAGGGCUGCCAGCCUAUCUAGAAUGGAAUCCAGCCAGCUCAGCCCCCUUGUCCAAAUGCUUCUGUAGUUUUCUGGUAUUUGCUCUGACCCACCCAAUCCAACCAGUUGUUGGCCGUAGGAUAAAGCAUGGUAACCUCCACCUUCUGGGUUCAAGAGAUUGUCCUGCCUCAGCCUCCCAAGUAGCUGGGACUACAGGCAUGCGCUAGUAUGCCCAGCAAAUUUUUGUAUUUUUGGUAGAAUUUAGCUAUUUUUUCUCUUUUUGUGUUUUAGAUCCACCAUGUUGGCCAGGCUGGUCUCAAACUCCUGACCUCGUGAUCUGCCCACCUCGGCCUCCCAAAGUGCUGGGAUUACAGGCAUGAGCCACAGCACCUGGCAGGAUAAAGCACUUUAAUUGGCCAGCUGUGCUUCCCUGGUCUGCUUGAGGGUAAGGGAAGAGCAGCUUCCCGGAGGAAAUUCAGUGGGCUUCCACCCAUUAGGAAAGGAAUGAGUGAGAGGCAGGCCAAAUAACAGAACUGAGAGAAGGAACAAAACAUUUAUAAAGUGAAAUGGCUUUGUGGGGCUUCAUGGGCAUUUCUCACACUUCCUUCCUAGAAGGUAAGCAGAGGCACAGGGUCAUAGUCUAGACUAGGCCGGUUCUAAUCAAUUAGUAACAGCUGCUUAGGCUCCACGUUGAGAAGGCUUGGGGCUCAGCAGGAUGUCAGGCUGGGAUCAGUUAGUGGUAUCCGCCACAGAAAGAGGGGAUGGUGAGGCCAGUGCUUGCUACUCCAGCAGAUCUCAUUGCCGAUCUGCAUUCCUGACAGCAGUAUAAAAAGAAGAAUUUGCUGGGCGCGGUGGCUCACACCUGUAAUCCUAGCACUUCGGGAGGCCGAGCGGGUGGAUCACGAGGUCAAGAGAUCGAGACCAUCCUGGUCAACUUGGUGAAACCCCGUCUCUACUAAAAAUACAAAAAAUUAGCUGGGCAUGGUGGCGCAUGCCUAUAAUCCCAGCUACUCAGGAGGCUGAGGCAGGAGAAUUGCCUGAACCCAGGAGACAGAGGCUGCGGUGAGCCAAGAUCACGCCAUUGCACUCCAGCCUGGGUAACAAGAGCGAAACUCCAUCUCAAAAAAUAAAUAAAUAAAUAACUUGCCUCAGAUCAUCAAAUACAACUUCUUGUCAGUGAAGGAGGCACCAAGCUGGCAGUUGGGCAGGACUUAGGAUAUCUAAGAUGGCAGUCACAGGAGGGCAGUGUAGCCGGGUGGGGCCCAAAAUCCCCACCAUCCCAGGCCAGCCCGAAGAGAGCCAGCAUGGUCUGGCUGGCAGGGCAAGAUCAUUCCCCCAACAGAAACCAUAAGCCAUGUUGACACUGGGAUUAGGUGGCUGGUCAAAGGUGUUGGAAAAGAAUUGAGUGAGCCAGCAGGUUUAGAACUGAGGAUAUCAGUUGGGGAUGAGUUCCUGAAGCAUUCACCCUCCUGGAGCCCGGUGUUCCCAUCAGUCAAAUGGGAAUGCUAACCACUGGCCAUCCCCUGCAUCUUGGGAGGGUACUGAUGAGACCACAGCUGUGAAUGUCACUUGGGAACUAGAAAGCGCCAUAUCUGUGUCUCAGUCUGUUUCUGCUUCUGUAACAACAUGCCAUAAACUGGGUGACUUAUAAACAACUGAACUUUAUUGCUCACAGUUCUGGAUGCUGGGAAGCCAAAGAUCAAGGCGCCGGACAGAUUUUGUAUCUGGCGAGGACCCAUUUCCUGGUUCACAGAUGGCAGCUUCUUGUAUUCUCACAGGGUACCAGGGGCAACUGAGCUUUCUUGGGUCUGUUUUAUAAGGGUAUGCAUCCCAUUCGUGAUCUCAUCACCUCCCAGAGGCCUUACCUCCUCACUGCCUCAUUAUGGGGGUUAGGAUUUCAACAUAAAUUUGGGGGAAUCACAAACAUUCAGACGAUAGCAGUCUGUGACCACGACUCACGAGUGUCUGAUCUAUGCCAUGUUCCCAGUCUCUGGUACUUUAUCUUUGUAAGAACCCUGGGAGGCAGGAUUGUUUUUAUUAUCCCCAUUUUGUCAACAGAAACCGAGGUGGCAAAAAAAAAAUUAAUGUAUGUCCAGAUCUGAAAGGAUCAGUGUUAACAGCAAAGCCUGGGCUCUUUUGCCCGCCUUGUCUAGGCUUCCUUCCAUUUCAAGACAGUCCUUCUUUCUGCACUUUGUCUCCCCUCUGAAAAGUCAUUCACACAUCCAUUCCUUUAUUUGUUUAUAAAAUGCUGAGUUCUGCCUGUUUCCCCAAAGCCUAUGUGGGUCUCAGAAACUUGGUAAGUACAGAAUUAUAUCAAAUGCUUGAGCAGGGGUGUCCAGGGGGCUUAUCUGGCUUUAUGAUCUCUUUUCCAGAGGGGGCAGUGAGGACCAGAGUGGGGAGGUGACCCAAUGAAGGACGUGUAUUGAGUACUGACAGACCCAGAACCCAAGCUGUCACUGCAGCCACCCCUCCGCCCCACCCCCUCGCGCUUUCUUCCACUUAGUAGUUUCUGAGAAUCUGCUCUGGACCAGGCACUAAGCUAGACCAUUUGCUGAUUAUAGCCUGGAAAGUAGAGCCACCAUUUUUACUGAAGAUGCAUUCUUUCUUAAGCAGGGAAUCAAUUUCCAGCAAGAUAGACAAGCUUCCAAUGAAGCCACUUAUGUGAGUCUAGAUGAAACCCCAUUAAUCCACAGCCAAGGUCAUUUAUCUCCCUGGCUUGGGGCAGCCACCUUCCUUUCAGAGAAAAGGUAUGGUGUUACUGGAGAAGGGGGCCCAGGGCAGGGGCGUGAGCAGGCAUGGUGAGGGGCCAGAGAGGCCGUGCACAUGAGCCUGCUGUUCGGUGUGUUUGGUCCGAGGCCUGUCCUCGCUCAGCCACAGACUUGCCGCAUGACUUGGGCCAUUCCCAACCCUUGCCCAAACUCCAUUUCCCCAUCUGCAAAUGGGAAUGAAUGGUCUUGAGUGUUCCUUCUCACUUUCAGAAGCAGGAUGAUAGAUGAGGGUCCUGGUUUCAGAGGGAGAGAAGAGACUUGGGUUUGAAUCCCAGCUUCACCUUUUUGGGACCCAGGGUAUUAUGGGUUGAAUUGUAUCCUCCCAAAACAGGUAGGCUGAAGUCCUAAACCCCCAGUGCCUCAGAAUGCGACCUCAUUGGAGCCAGGGGCUUCACAGAGAUAAUCAAGUUAAAAUGAGAUCAUUAGGGUGGGCCCUCAUCUAGUAUGGCUAAUGUCCUUAUCAAAAGGGGGAAUUUGGGCACAGAGACAGACAUGCAUAGAAGGAAGAAAAUAUGAAAAAAACAAGGAGAAAAUGGUCAUCUACAAGCCAAGGAGAAAGGCCUGGAAUACAUCCUCAGAAGGAACCAUUCCUGCACACACCUUAAUCUCAGACUUCUGUGGUUUAAGCCACCACCUGGUUGUGGCCUUUUUUUACGGAAGGCCUACCAACCUAAUUUAUUACUUAUUUAUUUAUGUAUUAUUUGUUUGUUUAUUUGAGGCCGAGUCUUGCUCUGCUGCCCAGACUGGAGUGCAGUGGCGCGAUCUUGGCUCACUGCAACCUUUGCCAUCUGGGUUCAAGCGAUUCUUGUGCCUCAGCCUCCUGAGUAGCUGGGAUUACAGGCAUCCGCCAUCACACCCAGUUUUUGUAUUUUUAGUAGAAAUUGGGUUUCACCCUGUUGGCCAGGCUGGUCUCAAACUCCUGACCUCAAGUGAUCUGCCCACCUCAGCCUCCCAAGAUGCUGGGAUUACAGGCAUGAGCCAUCGUGCCCGGCCCUAGCAACCUAAUUUAAAUGACCUGACAUGGGAACAGUGGCACCCACCCUGCUAGGUUGAUUUAUGACUGAUGAGCGCAUGCAUAGAAGGCACUUAGUGUGGCCCUUGGCGUCUAGUAAGGGCUCCAUAAUAGCAGUGACUGUUAGUUUGUGUUGUGUCCUCUCAGCCCCACUGGCAGGGCCUGUGGAAGGCUCCCAAGGCAGGACAAGAAGGCCUUAAUUCAGACCUUUUAAAAAGCACUGGGCCACUUGAGACACCCCUUCAAAAGCCUCUCUAAAUAUGGAGAUGGUCAGAGAAAUCACUCUUAAUGCAGUGCUUAAUGGUUUUUAGCUAGAGAGUGGUCUUAGGCCUAAUUGACAAGGCCGUGAAGCUGAGGUUUCUUUGUUUUUAUGUGCCGGGUACACUUUGAAUAUGUUGAGCUGCUAUGGGCAAUCAAUAAGUGCAGUCAUGACAGCCAUUUAAUGGGCAUUCUGUAAAUGAGAUGGUAUGGUUUCGAGGGAAGGACACUGACCAGAUGACCCUGAGCAAAUCCAUUAUCCUCCUUGGGUCUCAGUUUCCAUAUCUGCAAAGUGAAGGAGAUAGACCAGCUAGGUUGGGAGUUCUUAAGCUAGCUCUGUGAAGUUCUAAAGGUUAACUGUGCAUUUCGUGUGCAUACUUGCAUCUUGGGGGGAAAAAUGUCCAUAGCUUUUUCUGGUUUUUGAAGGGACCUUUGCCUCCCAAAUUGUUCACCAUGACUUACCUGGACAACCUCUCAGAGCGGUGGGUUCCUGGCUAGUCUGGGAUUCUGGGACUCUGGUUCUAAAGCUGUUUCUAAGAAGCAAGCUCUACAGAGGUGGCUGCUCUGAGUUACUGGAGAGAGGGAGAUCCGGAACACAGAACGCACGAGACCUUAUCACUGGGGGCUUUGCCGGCCUGGGAGGCCCCAGCUGCCUAGCAACCUGUGUCUUUGCUUUUGGCCCUCCCUUCUGUCCCACAGCCCCUAGAUGGUGUCUGAGAGGUACCUCCUCAGCCUACUGCCUGUCCCCUCCUGGAUGGCUACAACAGCUGUUAAAUCAUCUCCCUGCUUCUAUGCCAGUCCUACCCCAUCACACUUGGAGUAAAACCCAAAUCCUUUCCAAUCCCCAUGCGAUCCAGCCUCCACCAGCCUUUCUAAUGUCAUCUUUUCCCAUUUCCUCCAUCCCCCACCCCUGCUUACCAAGCUGCAGCCUCCCUGACCUCAGCCUCACUUUUGCCUUGGGCUCAGUGCCCACUGGGGUCUUUGCCUCUGACGGUCCCUCUGCCUGCAAUGCUCUUCUCACCUCUUCCACUGCCUGGCUUCUCCUUAAGAAGUUUUUCCUGACAUUCCAUCUAAUUUAGAUUCUGGGCUGGGCACAGUGGCUGACACCUGUAAUCCCAGCACUUUGUGGGACUGAGGUGGAAUGAGACAAGCCUGGGCUACGUAGCGAGAACCCUGUCCCCACAAAAAAUUGUAAAGAAAACUUAGCUGAGUAUGGUGGUGCAUGCCUGUAGUCCCAGCUACUCAGAAGGCUGAGGUGGGAGGAUUGCUUGAGUUUAGGAAGUUGAGGCUGCAGUGUUGUCUUCUAGCUUGGGCAACAGAGCAGCAGGAGCCUGUCUCUGAAAAUUAAAAAAAAAGUAAAAAGAUUUUGCUUCCUGUUAGCUUCCAUCAGUGCACCUUGUUUAUUUUCUCCUUCAUAGCACUAACUCAGUCUAGAAUGAAAUAUUUAUGUGUUUUCUUCCACCACUAAGAUGUCAACUCGCGGAGGAAGGAGCUGAGUCUUAUCUAUCACAGUGCCUGGCUCAUAGUGGCAUUGAACAUUCCCACUAGAAUGGCUAAAAUAAAAUGACUGACAAUACCAAGUGUUGGAAAGGGCGCAGAAGAAUUGAACUCCUACAGCUGAUGGGAGUGUACCAAGUGCAUACUCUCUCACUGUGGAAAACAAUUUUUUGUGUGUAUAAACUUAUAUACACACUUACCAUAUGACCCAACAGUUUCAUUCCUAGAUAUUUACCCAAAAGAAGUAAAGACAUAUGUCCAAACAAGACUUGUAUGCAAGUAUUGCAGACUUAUAAGAAAUGGCCCAAAACAGGAAACAAACCAGUUAUCAUGUAGAACAGGACCAUGGCUGCAUCCCCACGGUCUGCUUGGAUGGAGAAAGAAAUCUCUAAGAGGCAGCUGAGAGAAUCCACCUGAGUUCCCGAAGCAGGGGCAGCCACUGAGUACUGGUGAUUGGGCUUGUGGGGAGGAAGGUACCUGGGGGACCCAGAGAUUGAGGAAGCCCCUGUAUUUCUCUCAUCUUCAGAUUCCCAAUCAGGUUCAGAAGCAUUCUGCUCUUCUCUGGAGAGUCACGAUGUAGAAUCACAUGUUUUGUUUGUGUGAUUAUUUGUUUAAUGUCAUCCUUCUCCACUCACCAUCACAGCGCCUGGCUCAGCGUGACUGGGCUGUCAAUAUUGAGGAUUGUGGAAUACAUGUGGAUUGGAGAAAGAAUGGGCAGGUGGUGGGCAGGGUGUUGGGGCCGUGUUCCCGGAGACAGACUUGCUGGGAACCUUGCUGCCUGCCUGAGAGCAGGGAACCGACAGCUCGAGAGGACCUGGGCCCGGUGCCGCCUGUGUAGGCAGGAUUCUUGCAAAACACCAAUUAAGACAUUUGACCCAAAUUUGGCUAAAAGCCUUUUUCCUGUGUCAAGUUGAGCUAAUAAUAUACAUUUAUUCAUAAUUUAUGAGGCCUAGUAAGUGGGAACAAUUAAGGAAAAGGUCUGGGGAAAACCUGUUUCUCUUAAGUGUCACAUAUGCCUCUUUUUGUUCUUCGAGACAGUUCCUGCUACUGUCUGCCUGCCAUGAAACACCACUGUUUUAUUAUUAUUAUUUGUUGUAUUAUUCUUAGCUGACAUUUAUUGAGCAGUUACUAGGACAGGCUGUGACGACGUUGCCUCCUUUAAUCUUAACAUAUAAAGCAGACAUUGCUGUUGUCCACAUUUUACAGAUGAAGGGACGUCCCCAAAGUCCACGGCUGGUGAGUGGGGAUCUCAACUCAGUUCUGCCAGGCCCCAGGGCCAACAGAACGUUACCAAGCUGUUCUGUUUCUGUGUCAGCCCCCCAGUUCAGGCUAUUUCUGAAUCUGUAGGGCAGCUCUUGUCUUGGUAACUGUUAAACUUGAGAGACCAGGGUGAGAAAUUGAUUGCCUUCUGAUUCAGUAGCUCUGGGAUUAGGCCUUAGAAUUUAUAUUAUUUCCAACAUACCAGGUUUCCAGGUGAUUCUGGUGCUGCCCAUCUGGGGACUACACUUUGAGAACCACUGAUUCAGGCAAUGCUGUUAUCAGAGUCACCUGCGACUCCCUUCUUCCCCACCCACUGCUGUUAGGUGGGUUUAUGACCUUCUAGAUCUUUUCCUGUGUGUCUGAAUACAUGCUAUCCUAUAUAAAGAAAUGUGUAGCUUGAUUUUUAUUUUCUUUACACAUGUGGGGUUAUAUUCUACAUGCUGAUAUUCUACAACUUUGUUUUUUAUUUAAUGUGUCUUGGGGAACACAUAGAUCUUCCUCAUUCUUUUCAACAGCACUGUAGUAGUUCAUGAUACGGGUGUGUUUUGGGGGUGUUUUUUUUUUUUUUUUUGAGAUAGUUUCCAUCUGUCACCCAGGCUGGAGUGUAAUGACAUGAUCUCCGCUCACUGCAACCGCCACCUCCUGAGCUCAAGUGAUUCUCAUGACUCAAUCUUCCAAGUAACUGGGAUUACAGGGUGGAGGGUCCGGGGAGGAGCAACUCUAUGCUGACUUUCCAGAACUCGACCUCUCCCAGCUGGAUGCCAGCGACUUUGACUCGGCCACCUGCUUUGGGGAGCUGCAGUGGUGCCCAGAGAACUCAGAGACUGAACCCAACCAGUACAGCCCCGAUGACUCCGAGCUCUUCCAGAUUGACAGUGAGAAUGAGGCCCUCCUGGCAGAGCUCACCAAGACCCUGGAUGACAUCCCUGAAGAUGACGUGGGUCUGGCUGCCUUCUCAGCCCUGGAUGGUGGAGAUGCUCUAUCAUGCACCUCAGUUUCGCCUGCCCCAUCGUCUGUGCCCCCUAGCCCUGCCCCGGAGAAGCCCAUGGCCCCAGCCCCUGAGGUGGACGAGCUCUCACUGCUACAGAAGCUCCUCCUGGCCACAUCCUACCCAACAUCAAGCUCUGACACCCAGAAGGAAGGGACCGCCUGGCGCCAGGCAGGCCUCAGAUCUAAAAGUCAACGGCCUUGUGUCAAGGUGGACAGCACCCAAGACAAGAAGGCUCUCGCCACGCAGUCUCAGAGCCGGAGUUGCACAGAACUGCAUAAGCACCUCACCUCGGCGCCGUCCUGCCUGCAAGAUAGAGGUCUGCAGCCACUACGCCUCCAGAGUCCCCGGCUCCCUGCCAAGGAGGAUGAGGAGCCGGGUGAGGACUGCCCGAGCCCCCAGCCAGCUCCAGCCUCUCCCCGGGACUCCCUAGUGCCGGGCAGGGCAGACCCCGGUGCCCAGUUUUCCCAGGAAGACAUGCAGGCGAUGGUGCAACUCAUUCGCUACAUGCACACCUACUGCCUCCCUCAAAGGAAGCUGCCCCCACAGGCCCCUGAGCCAGCCCCCAAGCCCUGCAGCAACCCCUCCCAGCAGGUCAGAUCCCGGCCCCGGCACCCCUCCAAAGCCUCCUGGGCUGAGUUCUCCAUUUUGAGGGAACUUCUGGCUCAAGACGUGCUCUGUGAUGUCAGCAAACCCUACCGUCUGGCCACGCCUGUCUAUGCCUCCCUCACACCUCGGUCAAGGCCCAGGUCCCCCAAAGACAGCCAGGCCUCCCCUGGUCACCCAUCCUCAGUGGAGGAGGUGAGGAUUGCAGCUUCACCCAAGAGCACUGGGCCCAGACCAAGCCUGCGCCCACUGCGGCUGGAGGUGAAAGGGGAGGUCCACCGGCCUAGCAGGCUACAGCCGGAGGAGGAGGAAGACGAGGAAGAAGAGGAGGAGGAAGAGGAAGAAGAAAAAGAGGAGGAGGAAGAGGAGGAGUGGGGCAGGAAAAGACCAGGCCGAGGCCUGCCAUGGACGAAGCUGGGGAGGAAGCCAGAGAGCUCCGUGUGCCCCGUGCGGCGUUCUCGGAGACUGAACCCUGAGCUGGGCCCCUGGCUGACAUUUGCUGAUGAGCCACUGGCCCCCACGGAGCCCCAGGGUGCUCUGCCCUCGCUGCGCCUGGCUCCCAAGGCCUAUGACAUAGAGCGGGAGCUGGGCAGCCCCACGGAUGAGGACAGUGGCCAAGACCAGCAUCUCCUACGGGGACCCCAGAUCCCUGCCCUGGAGAGCCCCUGUGAGAGUGGGUGUGGGGACACGGAUGAGGACCCCAGCUGCCCGCCGCUCCCUCCCAGAGACUCUCCCAGGUGCCUCAUGCUGGCCUUGUCACAAAGCGACCCUACUUUUGGCAAGAAGAGCUUUGAGCAGACCUUGACGGUGGAGCUCUGUGGCACAGCAGGACUCACCCCGCCCACCACACCACCAUACAAGCCCACAGAGGAGGACCCUUUCAAGCCGGACAUCAAGCACAGCCUGGGCAAAGAAACAGCUCUCAACCUCCCCUCCCCUGAGGCCCUCUCACUCAAGGCCACCCCAGGGGCUGCCCACAAGCUGCCAAAGAAGCACCCGGAGCGGAGUGAGCUCCUUUCCCACCUGCGGCACACCCCAGCCCAGCCAGCCUCGCAGCCUGGCCAGAAGCGUCCCUUCUCCUGUUCCUUUGGAGACCAUGACUACUGCCAGGUGCUCCGACCGGAGGGCAUCCUGCAGAGGAAGGUGCUGAGGUCCUGGGAGCCGUCUGGGGUUCACCUUGAGGACUGGCCCCAGCAGGAUACCCCUCAGGCUGAGGCGCAGGCUGCUGGCAGGGAGGAAGACAGAAGCUGUGAUGCGGGCGCCCCAUCCAAGGACAGCAUGCUGCUCAGAGACCACGAGAUCCGUGCCAGCCUCACCAAACACUUUGGGCUGCUGGAGACCGCCCUGGAGGAGGAAGACCUGGCCUCCUGCAAGAGCCCUGAGUAUGACACUGUCUUUGAAGACAGCAGCAGUAGCAGUGGUGAGAGCAGCUUCCUCCCAGAAGAGGAAAAUGAGGAUAGGGAGGAGGAGGCGGAGGACAAUGAAGAAGAGGACUCAGGAGUCAGCCCCACUUGCUCUGACCACUGCCCCUACCAGAGCCCACCAAGCAAGGCCAGCAGGCAGCUCUGUUCCCGCAGCCGCUCAAGCUCUGGCUCCUCAUCCUGCCACUCCUGGUCACCAGCCACUCGAAAGAACUUCAGAUGUGAGAGCAGAGGGCCGUGUUCGGACAGAACGCCAAGCACCCGGCACGCCAGGAAGCGGCGGGAAAAGGCCAUUGGUGAAGGCCGUGUGGUGUACAUUCGAAAUCUCUCCAGUGACAUGAGCUCCCGAGAGCUGAAGAGGCGCUUUGAAGUGUUUGGCGAGAUUGUGGAGUGCGAGGUGCUGACGAGAAGUAAGAGAGGCAAGAAGUAUGGCUUCAUCACCUACCGGUGUUCUGAGCACGCAGCCCUCUCUCUGAGGAAUGGUGCUGCCUUGAGGAAGCGCAAUGAGCCCUCCUUCCAGCUGAGCUACGGAGGGUUCCGGCACUUCUGCUGGCCCAGAUACACUGACUACGAUUCCAAUUCAGAAGAGGCCCUUCCUGCGUCAGGGAAAAGCAAGUACGAAGCCAUGGAUUUUGACAGCUUACUGAAAGAGGCCCAGCAGAGCCUGCAUUGAUAACAGCCUUAACCCUCGAGGAAUACCUCAAUACCUCAGACGAGGCCCUUCCAAUAUGUUUACGUUUUCAAAGAAAUCAAGUAUAUGAGGAGAGAGCGAGCGAGCGUGAGAGAACACCCGUGAGAGAGACUUGAAACUGCUGUCCUUUAAAAAAAAAAAAAUCAAUGUUUACAUUGAACAAAGCUGCUUCUGUCUGUGAGUUUCCAUGGUGUUGACGUUCCACUGCCACAUUAGUGUCCUCGCUUCCAACGGGUUGUCCUGGGUGCACCUCGAAGUGCCGGGUCAGUCACCCAUCGCCCCUCCUUCCCGACUGACUUCCUGUGGUAGACUUGCAGCUGUGUUCACCGUAACAUUUCUUGUCUGUAGUGUGCGAUGAUGAAACUGUUACUUGUGAAUAGAAUCAGGAUUAUAAACUUCAUUUUUAAUUGAAGAAAAAAAAAGUAUAUACUUAAAAUAAUGUAUCUAUGGCUCAGAUGUACUGUGCCUGGGAUUAUUGUAUUGCUUCCUUGAUUUUUUAACUAUGCACUGUUGUGAGGUGUUUGCCACUGAGCUGCUCUGCUCCCCUCACCAGAUUGCUCUGGAGGUAUUGGGUGGCCGCUAGGCUGGUUUCCCUGCGGUUUCCAGGCCCUAUCUGCCACGCCCUGCCCUGUCUCCUGCUGAGCAAGUUUGGCUCAAAUUACAAGAGCCCCCAUCCUGUGCCCCGCUCACACUUCAAGCGUGUGCCCAUCCAUUCAUACUCAGACCCUUGAGUACCUUGUAAUGAAGAGGGGGCAAGCUGUAUCAUUCCUGUUUUCCAGGGGAGGCUGGCAGCACCCCGAGAGGUGAAAUGACUGUGGGAGGUCCCAUGGCCAGUGAGAAGGCAGAGGGGUGACCCAGACCAGGUCUUCCGAUUCUUGGUCCCAUGCUUCCAUAGUAGCUGGGGUAAAGAUGCAGUUUCAGGGACUGGUAGAGGUGACUUUGGCUAAAUUGGGCACCAGACUAGAAGCCUAAGGGCUCAUUUUAGGGGUUACUUCAGCAGUUGACUCACCGGCGUCAGGUGAAUUCAAGCCCUGGCAUGUGUCUUGGGCGUACCAUCAGCUGUGAUCCUGAGUGGUCCUGCGGUUUGCCUCCUCCUGUGGACACACUGUCAGAACUUGGUGACACCCCUGGCAGUGGUGCAGACAGGUGGUCUGGGAGCAGUCAUCCUUUUUGGGCUAGCCACCAGGCAAUCCUACCCUCAGGUAGUCCUUUGUCCUUGUCUGUAAAGUUGUUUUGGUAGCUGGGACAGGGGAGCCAGGAGGAGGGUAUGAAGGUUGGGAGUAGAUAGGACAAUCUCCCAGCUCCCUUCCAACUGAAAAAAACACUCCCAUUGGACUUUACUUUAAAUUUGGUGUUCUUAAGUGAUGACAAAGCCAUUUCCAGCUUAAUGUUCUGUGGGUACCUUGGGGGUCAUUCAUUAGGGCAGCAUGGCCAGGCAGGGGAUGAGUGUACUGUUUCUGAUUUCUCUCAUACAGCAGGGUUCCUUGGGAAAUUUAUAUAUAUAUAUUUUUAAAGGUCCUUCGGCCUAAAAAAAAAAAAGUUUUGAAAGUGGCUCAUUAAACUAAACAGGCUAAUGUAAUUUGUUGCUUAUGCCAAGCCUAGUUUGUUGAGAAUUGACUUUUUUAAAGAUUAUCAAAUACCUCAGUAGGUAAAAUGAGCCCAUGGUCUUCCACUGGUUGGUGAGCAUACUAUCAGCUCAUGGAUAAGGCCGGAAGAGGCAGGCUUUAGCGAGGAUAGGGAUAUUGAACUGCAGUGUGUCACAGCAGUUGACCCCUCUGGACCCCAAUUUCCUUUUGUGUGAAAUGAACUGAAGGGGAGGAUUAGACAAGUUUCAACAUUGUUAGCUUCUGCUGAGGCAGUGUCUAGCCCAAGAUGGCAAAUACGUAGUACAUGUGCCACUACUCCCAGCUCCUUGACCAAUACAGACAUAACUAAUCACAGCACUCGGGUUCCUUGAGCCUGGAUGUGCUAUAAGAAUCCUGAAAUCGGCUGGGCACGGUGGCUCACGCCUAUAAUCACAGCACUUUGGGAGGCCGAGGCGGGUGGAUCAUGAGGUCAAGAGAUCGAGACCAUCCUGGUCAACAUGGUGAAACCCCAUCUCUACUAAAAAUGCAAAUAUUAGCUGGGCAUGAUAGUGCGUGCCUGUAGUCCCAGCUACUAGGGAAGCUGAGGCAGUAGAAUUGCUUGAACCCAGGAGAUGGAGGUUGCAGUGAGCUGAAAUCGUGCCAUUGCACUCCAGCCUGGGUAACAAGAGUGAAACUCAGUCUCAAAAAAAAAAAAAAAAGAAUCCUGGAAUCAGUGCUCUGGUAAGUCAUUACUAAUUGAUCAGAGUUUAAUCUAUUUGACAUCUUGGGCUAAUCUUUGGAAGGUUUCCAACAAUCACGCAGAACCAUAUGCUGCCUGAGUUUCAUGGUGGCGUAUCCCUGUCUAUGAUGUUCAGUUCCAUGAGAGAAAACUCCCCUAAUGCUAUUCUGUGGCACAAAACUCCCAAUACUAUUUUGACAUACACAUCCCCUUGAAGAAGGUGCAGGGGGCAGUAGAUGAGUAACAGACAGGCACAUAUUUCGGGAAGGCAGGGCUUAAGAGGAUGGACCAAAAAAGGGACUUCCCACAGCAUAGACCUGAUCAUUCUGAAUUCCUUUAUAGCUAUUCACUGCCUAGCACAUAGUAGGCACACAACAAAUGAUUAUGGAAUGGGAUAGAAUUUAGAUCUUUCUGCUGCCUCCACUAAGUAAGUCCUGAUUUGCACUAAGGAGAGAAGUGAGAUAGGAAAGAACUCCAAGUCUGGAGAGCUGGACUCCCCCCAAGAACUUCCUUUGUAACUUUGGUAAGUCCCUUCCGCUCCCUGGCCCCUCGGUGUGCUGAAAAGAGUUGGACCAUGGAUGAUCUCUAAGUCCCUCCUCCUAUUUGCUUUUUCCUUGAUUGCACUUGGUCAAAGGGUCGGCCUUGGGCUAGUAGUACUUUAGAGUAAAGAAAUUGGGAGUUUUAGCAAAGGACAAGUCUGUCACUCCCUGCUUUGGGGUCAGCUGAAGCUGUCCUUUCAUGUCAGAUUAAUCUAGGACACUUGAAGUUAGCCUAGACAUUGGCCCUUGAGCAGAAACCUGAGCGUGGCAUUGGGACAUGACAUGCCAUUAAGUCAGGGCUGGGGGAUGCUGCCUGCCGAGGGCAUUGAGUAGUCUCUAUUGCCAUCCCGUACAUAAAAUGCUACAAGUUCUAAAAUUUACCAGCCCUGCAGACAACCUCUAUCCCGAAGGACUCAUUCGGUGCUCUGUAUUAUUUACUAAGGCAACUCCAAGGUCUGUUCAGGAAAACGAGUGAACCUUGGUCUCCUUCCCACCAAACUGAGGAAUAACCCAGAGGGAGCAGCUGCCAUUGGCAACCAUCUCAUUGUAGCUCUGUCCUAGUGUUUGCUCUCAAUGAUGUUUACAUGUGAUCGCCAUAAAGCUUGCUGUAGACUGUGUCGAUAGCUGCCCGUGCGGGGCAGGUCGUACUGUCCAUUUCUGUGCUGUGCUGGUGUUUUCCAAAAAUGUCCAAUCCAACCACUAAGUGGAAUUCUUCCAUCUCCUUCCUCAGUCUAUACAAGGCUGAAUCAGAAUCCUCAUUCUUGGGGGCUCUGGUUACCGAAGGAAAAUGCAUCAAAGAGGUAAAGAAUAUGAGUGGAUGGAGUGCAGCUAAGGCCCCCACCCCCUGCCCCGUCACAAUUUGCCUCCCUUAGCCAAAAAACUGCUUUGAGUCAAAAAGCACCCAUAAGGUAUCAGCAUCUGCCUUGAAUUCUUGCAGCAUGGAGUGUCAUAUGUGCUCAGGAGAGAGGCAGGGCUUUGUGGGCAGGAGAAGGAAGGGAGGAAUGCUCUGAGCUGCAAAGACCCAGUACUCAAGUUCUGACGUGGGAAGAGAUGUAGUGAGACGUCUUUUGUUGCCUAAAGCCUGUGCCUGUUGGUUUUUUAGAGUGAUUUCUCCUAGACAUGUGCAGUAGGCCCACCGGGGCUGCUGUGCAGUGGUGAGUAGAGGGGCAGGGAAGGCAUGGACAGUCUGGUCUUUCUGCAUGGAUAGCUCAGUUCGUGGCCCAUCCCAGAUACAGAGUCAGUUAAUCCCAGCUGAGCCUGCAGCUUGAGAGAUGGCUCAUCCCAACUGUGAAGCAAAAUCAGUCUCAGAGUAUGUAUUGUUCUGACUCACUGAUGUCAAAUUGUGGUAUUUUUUUAGCAUUUGAGAUUUAGCAGCUGCCUUCAGUUUGGAAUAACCCAUAUCCCAGCAUCAGAUAUGAUUAAGACAAGAAAUUAGAUGUACAAUAGCAAAGAAAGUGAAUGUAAUGGUUUCACUGGCCAGAGAAGAGGGACCCUGUCAUCCCUUCCCACUGGGGCAGGAGAAAACUAAUCAGUGCUAUGUGGAGUAUGUUAAAGGUGUCCCCCUAGUCCCUGAGGUGUUUUUACACAUGGAUGGGCUCCAGGUCUGCUUGCCAAGUUUAGAGGUACAGGGUAAAUGGAGGGAAAGCUUCCUAGUUGGAAACCCACAUGCAUGAAUGUGUCCUUGGCCCAGAACCACCAUGGGAUGGGGGAAGCCCUGGGAGCCGGCUGCAAGAUGCCCAGGAAGUAGGCAAAGGCUGACUUUGCAUUGCUCAAUAAACGCACUUUGAGAAAACCCCAACACUUCAGCCUGGCUCCAUGUUUCUACACUGGAAAAUAUGGGUCUCCUUUGCCUGUGGGAGGUGUUCUACAGACUGGGACAGGGAGUUCAGGAAUGGUGCUGCUGUCAAGGAGAAAAGCAGAGAUGCCUUUGGAGAUGUCAGCAGCAGGAGAGCCAGUGCAAGGGCCAACCCUUUGCUAGCCUUUUGUUGGAAGCCCUAGAAACAGGGAGCCAUGGAUUUAGAUCUUGGUACUUACCUUUACAGAGAGAUGAAAACAGCGAAAUGAGUUUGUAGAGCAAGUCACUUAACUAUAAGCCAUCUCAGAAUCAGAAACCCCAAUGUUUCUUACUUGCUGUGUGAUCUUGGGUCCCUGUUUCCUCAUCUACCAAAUAAGAAUGUUGAAUAUGAACAUUAAAGUCUCUUUGACUUCUGAGAGACUCAGAUUCCUAACCAGGAGCAUUGGGAAUCCAUCACUUCUCCUUAAAACUGAGUCCAUUCUCUGACUUGACCCAAUUCCCGUUCAGGGUUAGUGUUCUCUGCCAGAACCAACUAGCAGCAGGUUCAGUCCCACUGUGCCCUGGCUGAGUUGCCUUAUCCAAGGAGGCCAGCUCUCCAGGACAGAUCUAAGCCAUAGUUUCUAGUGGGGACAAUAAGGAAUUAAACCCCCAACUUGGCUGGGUAAUGUCAAAUCUCACAUUAACCUCAUCUUUGUCCCCACUGGACAGAUGUUAAUGCAUAUGUUGUGAUCACUUGGCUUUUUCUCUCUUGUUCUCAGACAAUACUAGCAAUACACUUUUUUUUAAACAGCUUAGGCACUUUUCACACAUUUCUUUCAAAUGAUUGUAAAACAUAUGGGGCAACAGGAGGCACUGAUCACGCUGCAUAUGUUUAGGGCAGCUUUUGUUUUUUGUUUCUUUAAUGGUAUAGCAGCAGUGACUGAGGCUUCGUGAUUCAUGGGGACGGCUUUUCAGAUACUCCAUUUCAUCAGAAGCUUUGCACAUCCGGGAGGAGUUCAAAAAUCUAAUUGCCUGAGUUUGGGGCUUGGAAAAUAGGUUUUAUAGGUGGUUGGUCCCUGGGCUGUGCAACAACUCCUCCAAGAGGGGUUUAUAUAACUAGAGCCUCCCCUCCCCCGCCACCGUGCAGUAUUUUCUGGUCAUUGGAGUCACCAAGGCGGUUUAUAAAAGCUUCCUUUUUCACUUGACCACCCUUGCUCAUUGGUUAUUUGUGAAGGGGACUGGUCAGUUUCCACCUCAGCACUUUGCCUUAUCAACAUGUGGUCGCCAUCUAGUGGUCAAAGGUUGUCUCCACCAGCUACCCAGAUGGAAGGCAAAUAAAUCCUUUGGGCCACGCUGCUGUCCAUCGUUAACUUUGGGAAUGAAAUACGAUGGCAUGAACCAACUGUUUUUGUGUUCAGAGAUCAGUGCAACACUAGGGUCAGAAGACUCCAGAAGCGGCCACUUAGUAGACUCUCACGCAGGACUGAGAGAGAAGAGACAGAAGAGACAGGAGGAGUGGACCAGGGGAGGUCCAGGGGCCCGGGAGGGGUUUACCGUAACUGCAAUACUGGCAGCCCAGCUGCCGACCUUGUUACGUAAACCUUUGCUGGGUGGUCCGAAUUAUGCCGUCAGGGCAAGAGAAGACGUUGUGUAAAAGAAUUCUGUGGGGGGCCUGGCCAUGACCUUUGAUAUGGUCCACCGAAUAGCCAAAUAGUUUUUUUUGUUCAAUUUUUUUGUUUGUAUUUUGUAUUUUUAAAAUCUUGUCAAAUGUUUUUGUGUUAGGAAUAAAAAGUCAUAAACUAUUCCCAACUUUGUUUCUUGAGGGAUGUUCUGAUUCUGAAGGAAACAGGUUGGAAAUCUCAAGGGGAGCGUGGACAAGGUGGUCUGUGGAUUGGGGGAGUAGACUGCUUGGAUUUCCAAAUGGUUUCUGGGGAAGAUGACCAUCCAGAAGUCCAGCUUAGUGCAGUCUGCCCUGGAGUUCACACCCAUCCCCUCACCUCUUUGUGCCAUGUUGUUAGCACUGGCUUGGAGCAUCUGCUUCUUCCUGAGGCAGUGCUAAUGUUGAAACCAACAUGAGCCCUCUCCCCAACCCCAGGUUUCUAAAGAAGGUGUCUGUAGCCAGCCUUAAUCAACUGGGCAAGGUGGUCCCUAUGGUCCUUUCCAGCAUUUCCAAAUCUUGGACUCAAAUCCUUUUCUCUUGGUGUGACCACGCAGCCUAGAGAAUUCUGAGCAAUAGGAGCCAGGGCCUUCCCUGACUCUGCGACAGGGUCAAACCAAGGAAUGGCUAAACCUGUGAGGUUUGGUCAUCCCCAGGGGUACUACUGUAGGGGGCAUUAUUUAUUAGGAAGCUUAACAAGGUAACUACAGCCUGAGUGUGUGAGUGUAAGGCUGUGUUUGUGGUGGGUAUGUGUGUGUAUCUGUGCACACAUACACACAUCUGUGCCUGUGUAUGUGUGUGUGUGUGGAAUUACAUUGAUGCAUUUAUUGAGAAAGGUGCAAGAAUUUCACCUACACAGAGGGACACAUCUGCUUUGUUAUUUAUAAUAGAAAGCUAAAUUUUAAUUUUUUAAAGGACACUGCUAAUGAUUGAGAAUCAAGUUUUUAGUUUUGCUAUUUUUUUUAAUUGGUAGAGGAUUUUUAUAUAUUUUUUCCAUUUUGUUGGGUUGUGUCCUUAUUUAUAUAAAUACUUUAUCUGUGAGAGGCAAGAAGGAAAACUUCUUUGCUUUUAAUUAUUGUGGUUGUCAUCGUCCCUAUUUUAUUUCUGGUGUGAUUUCUCUGUCUUACCUUCUAAAUGAGAAAAUGUUUUCCCGUAUUUGUACAUUGUCAGAUUCUAUAGUUUCCUAGAUAAUUUAACCAAAUUGCUCUAUGUAUUAUUAUUCUGUGAGUAUAAAGUUCUAUUUUAAUGUCUGUAAAUACUUCAGAACUGGCUUCUUUUCUCAAACUCCCACUGUGGGGUUAUUGUUUACAUCACAAAAACUGUAGAAUCUCUAUGCUCAUGUACUGUAAAUAGUGAAGUGAUCUGCUUAUAAAUAAACUUAACAAAUACACUAUGGAGAUUAAAAAGAAAAUACCACCCACA
Messenger RNA from Callithrix jacchus (white-tufted-ear marmoset), 33123 nucleotides. The record is from RefSeq and is a predicted model, not a curated record. Lineage: Eukaryota; Metazoa; Chordata; Mammalia; Primates; Cebidae.